Messenger RNA from Paraphaeosphaeria sporulosa, 526 nucleotides. Its product is annotated as 50S ribosomal protein L33. The record is from RefSeq and is a predicted model, not a curated record. The transcript is spliced from 3 exons. The coding region runs from base 45 to 221 and encodes 58 amino acids. Gene Ontology annotation, biological process: translation. NCBI's taxonomy places the organism in Eukaryota, Fungi, Ascomycota, Dothideomycetes, Pleosporales, Didymosphaeriaceae. Gene Ontology annotation, molecular function: structural constituent of ribosome. Gene Ontology annotation, cellular component: ribosome; mitochondrion.
GUUGUAUUGCUCCGAACGCCAGCAGAACCCCACGCCGCUUCACAAUGGCGAAGAAAGCGAAGUCUCGCACCAUCAUGGUGCGCCUCAUCUCGAUGGCGAUGACAGGCUACUACCGAACGUUGAUGCGACCGCGCGUUCACCGCCCUCUGAGCAUGAUGAAAUACGAUCCCAUCGUGCGGAAACAAGUACUCUUCCUCGAGCAGAAGCGUGGAAAGAAAUAGACAACGCCAUCGCCUAGCAUCCUACUUCGCCGCGAUAUGGGCUCAUUGAUCCGCGGGAUCGAGUACCUACGACAAACUGCCCGGGCGAUAUCGAGCGCAAUGCGGAAAUCGGACAAGAGACGGGGUAGCAGCCGGCGCCUGAAGCUGGAGUGGAAUGCCCUCGCACCCUGUCGGGGGCUGUAAAAUAAUGAUAGCAUACUGUACACUACACCAUGCAUAGUUGGGCGUUAUACGACGCAUUGAUACCCACCUCAACCAGGUGAACAAGGCGGAUCAAUGAACGAAUUAGCAUAAAUGCCGGCUCC